AUUUAACAGAGGCUUUGGAUGAAGAUGCAGACCCCACAAAAUCUGCACUGUCUGCAGUUGCAACUUUGGCAGCUGCAUGGCCACAGUUACAUCAGGGCUGCAAUUUGAAAAACUUGGAUCUUGAUAGCUGCACUCUUUCUGAGAUUCUCAGACUUCACAUUCUAGCAUCAGGUGCUGAUGUAACAUCAGCCAAUGCAAAAUACCGUUACCAGAAACGAGGAGGGUUUGAUGCUACUGAUGAUGCUUGCAUGGAGCUGAGAUUAAGUAAUCCUGGCCUCCUGAAGAAACUUUCAAGUACCUCAGUGUAUGAUUUGUUGCCAGGAGAAAAGAUGAAGAUCCUUCAUGCCCUCUGUGGGAAGCUUCUGACUCUUGUCUCCACUCGAGAUUUUAUCGAGGACUCUGUUGAUGUGUUACGACAGGCAAAGCAGGAGUUCAGAGAAUUAAAGGCAGAACAGCAUCGCAAAGAACGAGAGGCAGCAGCAGCAAGGAUACGUAAGAGGAAAGAAGAAAGAUUAAAAGAACAAGAGUUAAAAAUGAAAGAGAAACAAGAAAAGCUGAAGGAAGAGGAGCAAAGAAAUCCUGCUGUAGAAGUAUCUGUUGGGGAGGAGGAACGGGAAGACCUUGAUACUAGUACAGAGAGCAAAGAAAUUGAACGUAAAGAGCAAGACAUAGACACAGUGACAGAUGAGGAAGAAGAACUGGGACCAAACAAAAAACGAGGAAGAGGAAGGAGAGGGCAAAAUGGAUAUAAAGAAUUUACAAGACAAGAAGAAGCUACUUGUGAAAAGACUGAACCUCUUACUGCUGAAGACGAAGAAGCUUUAAAACAGGAGCAACAAAAGAAAGAGAAGGAACUGUUAGAAAAGAUUCAGAAUGCAACAGCAUGCACAAAUAUCACCCCGUUAGGUCGUGACCGUCUGUACCGACGCUACUGGAUUUUCCCCUCUGUUCCUGGAUUGUUCAUAGAAGAGGACUAUUCUGGUCUCACAGAAGACAUGUUGUUGCCUCGAACCUCUUCCUUUCAGAAUAGUGUACCUAAAACUGGAGAGUCUUUGAAAUCCUCUGAAUCUACCUCCAAUAUUGACCAAGAUUCACACACCAGUGUUGUUGUAGAGGUGCCAAGGCCAGUAUAUAAACCAAACCGUUGGUGCUUUUACAAUUCUCGGGAACAACUGGACCAACUAUUAGAGGCUCUCAAUUCCCGAGGACAUAGGGAGAGUGCCUUAAAAGAAACUCUUUUACAAGAGAAAAGUAGAAUAUAUGAACAACUAAGCAGUUUUCCUGUGGAAAAAUUCCAUAUUCCAGACAAACCUCAAAGUGACAUCAGACCUCCUUCAGGACGGGGAAGGAUGCAGAAUGCCUAUGAUGGAUCUCGCAUAUCUGCAGAGAAGCAGCUUGAACUGAGACUUAGAGAUUUCCUUUUGGACAUAGAAGACAGGAUCUACCAAGGAACAUUGGGAGCUAUUAAGGUUACAGACAGACAGUCUUGGAGAACAGCCUUAGAACAUGGGCGCUAUGAGUUUCUGAACGAUGAAAACAAAGAAAAUGGUAUAAUUAAAACUGUGAAUGAAGAAUCUGAGGAAAUGGAAACUGAUGAUCAAGAUAAGUUUGUUGUGAAAGACAGACUCGUAGAGUUAAAAACUGAAGCUCCAAGUGCUGCAUCAACAAGUACAAGUACUCCUCAGCCAGUUAAUAAUGUGGUCCACCACUUGGCAUCCGCACUGCUUCAGAUAGAACAAGGAAUUGAGCGGAGGUUUCUCAAAGCACCUCUUGGUAAUACAGAAGAUGAUGAAAGAAACCACUGGGGUGAUAAAAGGAGGAAGAGAGUGGAAGACAAGACUAGUCAGAGAGAUGAUGCCAGUGAUGGUGGACGAUCCUAUAAAACAGUUUUGGAUCGCUGGAGAGAGUCACUUCUUUCUUCUACCAGCUUGUCCCAAGUUUUCCUUCAUCUGUCUACAUUGGAUCGAAGUGUCAUCUGGUCAAAGUCCAUCCUCAAUGCUCGCUGUAAAGUGUGUCGAAAGAAAGGCGAUGCAGAAAGCAUGGUGCUGUGUGAUGGAUGCGAUCGAGGCUAUCAUACUUACUGUAUCAGGCCCAAGCUGAAGGUCAUUCCUGAAGGAGACUGGUUUUGUCCAGAGUGCCGACCAAAACAGCGCUCUAGGCGCCUCUCCUCCAGACAGAGACCUUCUGUGGAAAGUGAUGAAGAGACUGCUGAACGACUAGGAGAAGGGGAAGAAGAAGCAGACUAUGAUGAAAUGGGACAAAGUGAGGAAGAACGUUACGAAGAAGAGCAAGAUGAGGAGGAUGACUCUCAAGAGGAAGAAGAGAUAAGCCCAUCAAAGCAAGGAAGACCCCAGGUCAAGUUUCCAUUAAAAAUGAGAGCAGCCAAACUCAACAAUCCAUUCUCAAGUCGGAGCAGCCAGCGUCAGGCAAGGUACGCUUCUCGGAGUCAGGAAAACACACCUAAGCAAAGUGAACCUCCAUCUAAAGCUACCAGAAGGAGGUUAAGAAAGUCAGCUCCUCCAUCAGUGACAAAGCCUUCUUUAAGACUUAAUAGCCGGACCACUCGUCAGAGCCAUAGUUCACUACAAGCAGAUGUAUUUGUGGAAUUACUCAGUCCUCGAAGAAGACGAAGAGGAAGGAAGAGUGCUGAUAACACACUGGAAAACAGCCCUUCCAAUUCUCUCGGAUUUAGAAUUGUUGAUACCUCAGACUCGACUGAACGGCUUAGGAAGUAUCCAGUUUCUGCUUCAAAACUUUCUCUUCCUGUUACUGAACCCAAGAGAAGAGGCAGGAAACGACAAUCCACAGAAUCAUCUCCUCAGACCUCAUUGAACAGGAGAAGUUCAGGACGUCAAGGGGGAGUCCAUGAACUCUCAGCUUUUGAACAACUCAUAGUGGAACUGGUACGACAUGAUGACAGCUGGCCUUUCAUGAAACUGGUUUCCAAAAUCCAGGUACCAGACUACUAUGAUAUCAUCAAAAAACCUAUUGCCUUAAAUAUAAUCCGUGAAAAAGUGAAUAAAUGUGAAUAUAAGUUAGCAUCGGAAUUCAUUGAAGACAUUGAGCUGAUGUUUUCGAACUGCUUUGAAUACAACCCUCGGAACACAAGUGAAGCAAAAGCUGGAACUAGACUUCAAGCUUUCUUCCACAUUCAGGCUCAAAAGCUCGGACUUCCAAUUACAUCUGGUAAUGUGGACCAUGCUGCUCCCGCAGCAAAGAAGUCACGAAUCUAACCUCUGCCUUCCAAAGGAUUUUUUGAGGGAAUCUGUUAUCUUCAUUAAAAUGAAAUGUUAAAUCACACAGUCGUCAUACGUGUAUAAAGCAAUAACAACUGUUUAACCACCUUGAAGUGUGGCCUGCACUAUAUUCUCAACUUAAUAUUAAGCACUCAGGAGAACGUAGGAAAGAUUACCUUUGCUACAGUUUUAUUCAGUGUCUAAUAAUUUUGAUAGAUGUACUGGAUACAGUACUGGUUUACAGAGGUUUUGUACAUUUUUAAUACAUUCAUGUGUCCAAAUAUCUUCCAGAAGUACAUUGUUUUUUCCUGUACCAAAUGACCUUGUUUCAUUCUCUAGAUUUUGUAGGAGCUGUGGUAUUGAGGGCUUUAUCAACUCAGAUAAAAUCUUCUGCUGUAGCACAGUUGAAGCUGUGUGUAUGUUUAAAACUUGUUUGAGCAUAUCUUCUCAACACUACACAUGAAUGAGUACAACUGCAUAUCUUUUUAAGUACUGUACCAGUGCUGGCUGGAGGUAUUCAGUCUGAGUUUAUUAAGUAGAUAUUUAUUUAGCAUUCAAAGUAAUUUGUGAAUUUGUUUUGUAUUUAUAAAAUUUGUACUUGGGAAUUAAAAACAACAAAAAGAGAGAGUUCCAUAACUUUUAAGUUUUUGUUUUCUGGUGGGGUUUUUUUUUGUUGUUUAUUCCCCUCUAACUUGAUGAUCAAUCAGUAAAUACCAUCCUGUGUCCCCAGCAGUUCUAGCAAUGAGUAAACUUACAGGACUCUACUAUAAGUUUCUACAUACAACUUUGGAAGUGUACAAAUAAAAUGACACAUUUU
Messenger RNA from Pterocles gutturalis (yellow-throated sandgrouse), 4053 nucleotides. RefSeq names its product bromodomain adjacent to zinc finger domain protein 1A-like. Lineage: Eukaryota; Metazoa; Chordata; Aves; Pterocliformes; Pteroclidae. The record is from RefSeq and is a predicted model, not a curated record. Gene Ontology annotation, molecular function: protein binding. The transcript has 17 exons. Gene Ontology annotation, biological process: chromatin remodeling. The annotation marks the transcript as partial.